AUAUCAAUUUUAGAAAAAAGCGGAUUUUCUAUGUCAAGAUAAAACAUUACAAUAGAUUUUCCAUUAUUUUUUCUUCCUAUGAUUAAGUUGAAUAAAACUUCUUUUGAAGAUUUUCUUUUCAAUAAGUAAUAUCUAUGAGAAAUUUCUAGAUUUGAAUGAUAUUACUCUAAGAAUUUUCCGGAAUGUACGAUGUGAUACUGCUAGCUCUAUAAAUUAGGAACACUGAGACUAUAACGAUCAUGAGAACAGAUUAUUUCCCUGUUCCCUACAUGGUAGAUACAAUUAUCGUACAUUUAUAGACAUAUCAAAUUAUAAUAGUAACUGUGAUCACGAUACAAUCUCAAAGCUUUAUAGACGCAACCAUGUGAUUCGUGGCAAGCUUUCUGACGUAGAGAAAUUUCACGAGUGGACCUUCGUUAAGUUAUAAUCUGUAUUAAAUACGAACAAGUGAUGUAAAAAAUUUAUUUUAUUGGAUAUAUGGAAAAGAUUACAAAAUAGAGGAGAGGAUUACAUAAUAGAAAGGAAGCAAGAAAACGCUGUCGCAUCAGUCGAUCAGUGAACAGUCAAAAACUCAGAAAGAAAAAAAAAAUAUAUAUAUACGAGAAAAGAAUGGACUACUACGUGCCGCUUCAACAGGACGAAAUGUGUGAAAAAGUAACAUUGCCACGGUAUACGCCUCACAUUUUGGGGAGAUUGGCAUUGACGUCCACAGCGUAUAAAUAUCUCGACAUUAGAAUCAGCGUAGGACCAACAUCGUUUGUGGAGGUACUUAUUGGUGACAACCGAGGCAAUCAAAUAAUUCUGGCUCAUGCAACGUGGACAGCACUGUUCCAGAAACGUGCGGACAUUGAACGACUCGUGCAGUCGACUUCUCCUUCCUCAGCAUUACCGAUUGAAGAUCUUAUUGUACAACUCAUUAAACUGCGUAAUGAAAAUAUUGUUAAAUUAACAUUACGCGAUACUUGCAUGUAUUUGAAACCAAAAACUGUACUUUUUCUGUUUGAGCUCGAACAAUGCGUCGAGCAUAUAUAUUACUCUUUAUAUCAAUAUACAUAUACAGUGAGCGAAAAAUAUAUUUUGUAACCCUUUUACGCCAAAAUUAUGUUAAUAAUAAAUGCGAUGCGGCAAAACUCUUGUGAGAAAAAUAUGAUAAAACUUCGCUUUUAGAAUGUGAAAUGUUAGCUUACGCUUUAGAUAAUAUUGUACAUGAUGCAUUACAUGACAAAUAAAUAAGAAAAAAUUGAAA
This is a messenger RNA of Solenopsis invicta (red fire ant), 1246 nucleotides long. RefSeq lists its product as uncharacterized. The transcript has 2 exons. The record is from RefSeq and is a predicted model, not a curated record. The coding region runs from base 610 to 1083 and encodes 157 amino acids. Lineage: Eukaryota; Metazoa; Arthropoda; Insecta; Hymenoptera; Formicidae.